Pelmatolapia mariae (spotted tilapia) is the source of this 960-nucleotide messenger RNA. RefSeq names its product motor neuron and pancreas homeobox protein 1-like. The transcript has 3 exons. Gene Ontology annotation, molecular function: sequence-specific double-stranded DNA binding; DNA-binding transcription factor activity, RNA polymerase II-specific. The coding region runs from base 1 to 960 and encodes 319 amino acids. Gene Ontology annotation, cellular component: nucleus. Gene Ontology annotation, biological process: neuron projection morphogenesis; spinal cord motor neuron cell fate specification; regulation of DNA-templated transcription. The record is from RefSeq and is a predicted model, not a curated record. Lineage: Eukaryota; Metazoa; Chordata; Actinopteri; Cichliformes; Cichlidae.
AUGGAGAAAUCCAAAAACUUUCGAAUUGAUGCGCUGCUGGCGCACGACGUGGACCAGAGGACGGACACGGACAGUGCGUCCCCCGGACUGUAUCACAGCAGGAGCCCCGGAGACAGCCCGCUGUCGACCGGCGGCUCAGAGACGCCCUCCUCCCCUCAUCCAAACUCCUCAAACUCGUCUCCGGCGCAGUCUGAAGUCCUCUCCAAGUCUCAUCUCUUCAACCUGUCCCAGUCGGGAUUCCCUGCCCUGCAUCAGGUGGGUCUCAUCGGAAUGCACCCGGGCUCUGUGUAUCCCGUGGCGGCCCUCGGAGGCCAGCACACCGCCUUCAUGUACCCCGGCUUCACGCAGCUGGUCCAUCCGUAUCCGGAGCAGCUGAAGGGGGCCACCGGGGCGCUCCCACUGGAGCCUUGGAUCAGAGCCGGGAUGAUGAUGCCCAGACUCAGAGAAUAUAACGCACCAUCUCAGACAGGUUUGUUGGGGAAGUGUCGGAGGCCCAGAACAGCUUUCACCAGUCAGCAGCUGCUGGAACUGGAAAACCAGUUCAAGCUCAACAAGUACCUAUCCAGGCCUAAACGGUUUGAAGUGGCCACCUCGCUCAUGCUAACAGAGACUCAGGUUAAGAUCUGGUUCCAGAACAGGCGGAUGAAGUGGAAGAGAAGUCGCAAAACUAGGGAACAAGUAACUCCAAGCAGCCUCGCGGACAGAGAAAGAAGCGGGAUGGAUUUGAAGAGUAUCAAACGUCACGGUGGCUCUCGCACCUUGAGCCUAGAGGAUGAGGAGGAGAUAGCAGGGGAACACGAGGAUGAGAAAGAGCAGAUAAAAGAGCUGAGAGAAAGUUCCUUUGGCUCUGUUGGGUUCACGAGGCAUUCAGGAGGAGAAAUGGGAAACUACAACUCUUACUCAGAGGAGGAGAUCGAGGAGGGAGGCCCAGGAACAAAAACUGGGGCUUUCCCAUCAUAA